Messenger RNA from Coregonus sp. 'balchen', 10263 nucleotides. NCBI's taxonomy places the organism in Eukaryota, Metazoa, Chordata, Actinopteri, Salmoniformes, Salmonidae. The record is from the annotation of a GenBank genome assembly.
UUAUUUUAGGUAAUGAAUCAUAUGUAUAGUAAUAUAGUACUUUGUAUAGUCAUAUACUACUUUGUAUAGCACGCUAACAUUGGUGUUCACGUUUCUUUUAGCUGAGUGCAGCAUAUUGUAAAAGACUAACGUUAGAGGUUGCAGGUACAUAGCACGCACCUUUUGUAUUGCUGUCAUUCCGAAUGGUGUUGUGUUGCUUUCUUACUAACUAACUUUGCUGUGUUGACAGCACUGGCACUGACCAGAUAGGUAGCUAACUGACGUUAGCUAUCAGUAUUCAUAGCAGUAGCUAGCUAGCUAGGUAAUAGUUACAGUACUAGAGGAUAUCUCCAAACGUUUGUUUCCUCGCCUGAUGUAUUAGCUAGUCCAAAGCAGUCAAACAUGGGACACACAAGUUUGGAUAAGAUCAAAGCACUACAGAAGAAUCCUGCCAACGUCAGGAACCUGUGCAUUCUGGCACACGUGGACCAUGGUAGGUUCCAUUGACUACAGUUUAUUGACCUGAUUAUUGAAAAUGUUGCACGAGAUAUUACUGUACAGGGCCAUGAUGACAGUUGUUGUUUGCAAGCAUGACCAUUUGUAGUGACACUCCAUUCAUAUCCACCACAAUCUAUUUUGCAGGCAAAACAACUCUGGCAGAUAGCUUGGUGGCGAGCAAUGGCAUUAUAUCAAGUCGCUUAGCCGGAAAGGUUAGUAUGACUUGAUCUCAAUCAUCUGUGGUGGGAUUAUCCUUGUCAUACUACUGUAGCCAGACUUUGUUAUUUUGCCCUCUUGCUAAUCUAUUUCUGUGUCCCUGACCUAUACAUUGAUCAUGUAUACAUAUGUGUUCUGAUAUUGUUGAUGUUGUUUAUGUCUUAGCUGAGGUACCUGGACAGCCGGGAGGAUGAGCAGAUCCGAGGGAUCACGAUGAAGUCCAGCGCUAUCUCACUGCACUAUGCUGCUGGUAAGACACCACAGUAGGAACAUGUUGACUUGGAUACGUUGAGUCCUGUUGAGAGGCGGACUACUUGUGUGUAAUGUCUCCGUCUAAUUGACCCUUGAGUGUGUAUGUGCCUGCCUGCCCGUCUGCCUGUCUGCCUGUCUGCCUGUCUGUCUGUCUGUCUGUCUGUCUGUCUGUCUGUCUGUCUGUCUGUCUGUCUGUCUGUCUGUCUGUCUUGUGCUUAUGUGUAUGUGUAUGUGUUUGUCUCAGGGGAGAAGGACUAUCUGAUCAACUUGAUUGACUCGCCGGGCCAUGUGGACUUCUCGUCUGAGGUGUCCACCGCCGUCAGACUAUGUGACGGGGCCAUUGUCAUCGUAGAUGCUGUGGAGGGAGUUUGUCCACAGGUAAGGCAAUUACAGGCAGUGGCUGUGUCCCAAAUGGCACCCUAUGCCCUUUCUAGGGCCCUGGUCAAAAAUAGUGCACUAUAUAGUGAAUAGGGUGGGAUUUUGGACACAUAACGUACUUAGGUUAUAGCCUAACCACGUGUUCUCCACUGGUUCUGCGUUAAACAAUGUUACAUUAAAUGGUUUAAUGGAAUGGGGCACCCAGCCCAUCCACACUUUAUCAUUCAGGGUUUUUUCUGUUUGCAUUUUUAAGCCAAUUUCCUGCAAUUCUACAAAUUUCUCCAUAGAGCUGAGAGAAAAUGUGGCAGUUUUAAAGUUCAUUUCCUGAGAUUCUACAUAUUCUACCAUGGAGCUGAGUGAAAAUGUUGCAGUUUUAAAUCUAAUUCCCUGCAAUUCUAUGCAUUUUGCCAUGUUUUUCAAUACUGCUAAAAUAAAAUUCUCCCUGACUGUCUAGCUUUUAUUUUGGUGGUUGUUAGUUCUCAAAGAUUAUAUUAUUUAAAAAAAGAUAUACGUCCAUUAUGUUUUUCCCAACUUUAUAUCUGGUUUUAGACGUUUAAGUUUACACUUAAAGCGUUUUUCCAUCCCGAAAAUGUAUUAAAAAAGGAUUUCAGUGGCAGAAAAAUCCCUGUCAUUGUUUUGGAAUGUAAUAUUAAAUCAUAUUUGUGGCUCUACUUUCUCAACUUCAUGGCAUUUUUGUUUUGUCUUUGUUGGCGUGAGACUAAUCAGUGUAUCAGUGUUGUGAUGAUGUUUCUCUGGUGUGUGUGUGUGUGUGUGUCUCUGUGUGUCCGGGUCUCUGUGUGUGUGUGUGUCCAUUUGUGAGUGUGUGUCUGUGUCUGUCCGUUUUUGUGUGUGUGUAUCUGUGUGUGUGUGUCCGUCCGUGUUUGUUUGUUUGUCUAUCCAUCUGUAGACCCAAGCAGUGCUGCGUCAGGCGUGGCUGGAGAACAUCAGGCCUGUGCUGGUGAUCAACAAGAUUGACCGGCUCAUCUUGGAGCUGAAGCUCACCUCUCAGGAAGCCUACUCACACCUGCAGAAGAUUCUAGAACAGGUGAGUCCCUCACCUCUAAAGACAAGUGUUUCUGUAUACCUGCCAUAUAGGUAGUACACAACUAAUUGCCCUUGAGGGGUAAGUUGAAUUCAACUGAACUGAAACGAACUGAACUGAAUUGAAUGUACUCUGUUUUCGGUUAAGGAAUCGGUUAUAACAGAGAAAUGUUCUGGAACGUGUAUGAUUCUUAUAAUAGAGAAGUGGACUAUAUUCUAACAUUAAGUCACCUUUCCCUCCUCACAGGUGAAUGCAGUGACAGGCUCUCUGUUUACCUCCAAAGUGCUGGAGGACCGUGCGGUGAAAGAGGAACGGGCGGAGGAAGAUAAGGAGGAGGGGGACGUCAAGCCUGCUGAGUGUCUCGGGUCAGAGCAGGUGUACGACUGGAGCGCCGGCCUGGAGGAUUCGGACGACUCCCAGCUCUACUUCUCUCCAGACCAGGGGAAUGUGGUCUUCGCCAGUGCCAUAGACGGAUGGGGCUUCAGGUGGGUCCUGGGUUAUAUGCAUUAGUACACACAGUAGCUAAACGUUUUGCAACGGAGAACAAAAACAAGCAUUUCUUAUUGGACAUGUUCAGUUUAGGAGGUAGUCUCUCCCCUUUUGGGCCUGUUUGCUCCUGUUUGGUUCUUAGUGAAAAGGACCCUGGGCUGGCUGCCGGUCCUCUGUUAAGGUCUUGUGCGUCUGUAGCCUGGGGUCUGUUCAGAAGGGCACACCGUAGCAAAACGUUUUGAAUCGGAAAACAACAAUAAUCUUUUCUUAUUGGACAAUUUCCUCACUGUUUCAUCCCAUUGCAAAGAGUGUUUUCCCUAUUGGAAAUUAACCUGGUUAGAAAAUCAAUCCCCAGUCUCAACCUUUCACUUGACACUUCCUAAUGCUGCUUCUUAGAUCCUGAUGAAUUAUAUAGUAAGCAAUAUACAGUGGCUUGCGAAAAUAUUCAACCCCCUUGGCAUUUUUCCUAUUUUGUUGCCUUACAACCUGGAAUUAAAAUUGAUUUUUUGGGGGUUUGUAUAAUUUGAUUUACACAACAUGCCUACCACUUUGAAGAUGCAAAAUAUGUUUUAUUGUCAAACAAACAAGAAAUAAGACAAAAAAACAGAACUUGAGCGUACAAAACUAUUCACCCCCCCAAAGUCAAUACUUUGUAGAGCCACCUUUUGCAGCAAUUACAGCUGCAAGUCUCUUGGGGUAUGUCUCUAUAAGCUUGGCACAUCUAGCCACUGGGAUUUUUGGCCAUUCUUCAAGACAAAACUGCUCCAGCUCCUUCAAGUUGGAUGGGUUCCGCUGGUGUACAGCAAUUUUUAAGUCAUACCACAGAUUCUCAGUUGGAUUGAGGUCUGGGCUUUGACUAGGCCAUUCCAAGACAUUUAAAUGUUUCCCCUUAAACCACUCGAGUGUUGCUUUAGCAGUAUGCUUAAGGUCAUUGUCCAUCAUUCCUUCAAUUCUGACUAGUUUCCCAGUCCCUGCCGAUGGGAAAACAUCCCCACAGCAUGAUGCUGCCACCACCAUGCUUCACUGUGGGGAUGGUGUUCUCGGGGUGAUGAGAGGUGUUGGGUUUGCGCCAGACAUAGCGUUUUCCUUGAUGGCCAGAAAGCUCAAUUUUGGUCUCAUCUGACCAGAGUACAUUCUUCCAUAUGUUUGGGGAGUCUCCUACAUGCCUUUUGGCGAACUCCAAACGUGUUUGCUUAUUUUUUUCUUUAAGCAAUGGCUUAUUUCUGGCCACUCUUCCGUAAAGCCCAGCUCCGUGGAGUGUAAAAGCUUAAAGUGGUCCUAUGGACAGAUACUCCAAUCUCCGCUGUGGAGCUUUGCAGCUCCUUCAGGGUUAUCUUUGGUCUCUUUGUUGCCUCUCUGAUUAAUGCCCUCCUUGCCUGGUCCUUUAGUUUUGUUGGGCGGCCCUCUCUUGGCAGGUUUGUUGUGGUGCCAUAUUCUUUUCAUUUUUUAAUAAUGGAUUUAACGGUGCUCCGUGGGUUGUUAAAAGUUUUGGAUAUUUUUUUAUAACCAAACCCUGAUCUGUACUUCUCCACAACUUUGUCCCUGACCUGUUUGGAGAGCUCCUUGGUCUUCAUGGUGCCGCUUGCUUGGUGGUGCCCCUUGCUUAGUGGUGUUGCAGACUCUGGGGCCUUUCAGAACAGGUGUAUAUAUACUGAGAUCAUGUGACAGAUCAUGUGACGCUUAGAUUGCACACAGGUGGACUUUAUUUAACUAAUUAUGUGACUUCUGAAGGUAAUUGGUUGCACCAGAUCUUAUUUAGGGUCUUCAUAGCGAAGGCGGUGAAUACAUAUGCACGCACCACUUUUCCGUUAUUUAUUUUUUAGAAUUUUUUGAAACAAGUUAUUUUUUUCAUUUCACUUUAAAUUACAGGUUGUAAUGCAACAAAAUAGGAAAAACCCCAGGGGGAUGAAUACUUUUGCAAGGCACUGUAGUGUAAACUCCUAUUAGACUAGUAGAGGACAGAACUACUUACACCUAAUACCUCAUAUUUCAGAAAUACAGUGCAUUCGGAAAGUAUUCAGACCCCUUGACUUUUUCCACAUUUUGUUACGUUACAGCCUUAAAUAAAACAAUUUCCUCAGCAAUCUACACACGAUACCCUAUAAUGACAAAGCGAAAACAUUUAUUUUUUUAAACUAAAAAAACUGAAAUACCUUAUUUACAUAAGUAUUCAGACCCUUUGCUAUGAGACUUGAAAUUUAGCUCUGGUGCAUCCUGUUUCCAUUUAUCAUCCUUGAGAUGCUUCUACAACUUGAUUGGAGUCCACCUGUGGUAAAUUCAAUUGAUUGGACAUGAUUUGGAAAGGCACACACCUGUCUAUAUAGAACCUUCCAGAAGGACAAAAAUAAUUUAAUCAAUUUUAGAAUAAGGCUGUAACGUAACAAAAUGUGGAAAAAGUAAAGGUGUCUGAAUACUUUCCGAAUGCACUGUAUAUGGGGCCAUCAAUACGUGUCUAGGGAGUUGAUGUCAGGUAUUUGGUUAUUGUUGAAAUGUCCACUAGGUGGGGCUUUUGCCUUAGCUUUCAGAACCUUCUGCUGAGAACAGAUGAGACCAAAAUCGUGGAACGGAGGGUAUGAUUCUGCAUGACUGCAAUUAAUGUAGAAAUCUAAAUAACCAGCUGAGUAGGAAGAGAACUGUAGCCCUUAUUCACAUAACAGUCAAAACAUCUUAAACCCAAUGUAAUGAUAUUUCAUCCUAGCCAGCCUGUACAUUCUUAUGUCCCUCCAAUCAGGUCAGUGCUCUGCUAGCAAGGUGUUUAAUGUUCUCCCCCAUGCUACAGAGCAGUCACAUAAUAGCUACUGCAGACAGACUAGACUGUAUGCAUUAUAGUCAUUGUAUGUCAUUAGUAUGUCUGUUUUAUAUAGGAGGACACAGAUACCUUGUUUUGAGGGCAGCUGGGGCUCUAGGAUCUAUAAACUAACCAAUGAAGUCACUGGUAUUCAGUGGAAGCUGUGUUGACCGACACCCAUUCAAGUGACCCAUUGCUCUUUUUUUGCCUAAAAAGCUCUGUUUGGACUACUUAAAAAACGCAUCACUGAAACCUCAGGGAAUUACAAACAGGCAUAGAUUUCAAAUGCAGGCUAUUGUCAGCGAAGAUCUCUGUCAAACUAUAACCCAAAUCAAAGAGACUGAAGCAUAAUUGAGGGGGGAAAAGUUGAUAAAUGACUGUGGUGUUUUGCUUUUUUGUUGUUGGUCUUUUCCAGCAUUAGCAGCUUUGUGUGUUUCUUGUAGUAUCCAGCAGUUUGCCCAGAUCCACAGCAAGAGGAUGGGCAUCAGGACUGAGGUGCUCCUGAAGACCCUCUGGGGAGACUUCUACCUCAAUGCUAAAGCCAAGAAGAUCAUGAAGGGAGCUCAGGUAAGACCAUUGCAAACAUUCUACCACGGUAAUGAAUGCUAAGCGUUGCAUCCCAAAUGGCACCCUAUUUUAUUUAAAUGGCACCCUAUUUUAUUUAUAGUGCUAUACUUUUGACCAAGGCCCAUAGGGCUCUGGUCAAAAGUAGUGCACUAUAUAGGGAAUAUGCUGCCAUUUGGGACAGUAGCCGUGUCCGAAAUCUGUCUUGCCUACCUCUUACUAAAACUUCAUACUGUGUACUAAUCAUACUAUUAAGAACGAAAUGUUUAGUAAAAACGUAUGCAGUAAGCAACAAAUAUCAACAUACUAGGCUCAUCCAUACUGAGAAAGCUUCAUCUGAUGCACAAUUGGGUUGUUCCCCGCCAUUUGUUCAUUUUUGUACUGCACGUGAUCUUAUCUGAUUAUCAGCUGUUGUCAAACACACGUGGGUCUGAGAGGAGCAUUCUCUUCCUCAAUGCUAUGCAGCAAAUUCUUCUAGAUGAAAAGACUAAAUGAGUGUGACAUCCUGACAUUUAAAUCAUACUACAUUUUCAACAUUUCACGUACUAUAAAACGUUCUAUUUUCACAUACCCAAUCAGAGUACUAUUUAGAACACAAGUACGGGUAUUUGGACAGGCCCAUGGACUAAGUGUUGCAGCUGUAUAGUGCUAAUGGAUUCCACUUUAUAGUACUAAAGCCACUCUGUUGCAGACUCCCACUCAGAACCACACUAGCUUCUGACCCUUCUGGCUGCAUUAGCCAUUAGCCUCCAGCGCUAGCUAGUAGACUAUGGAGUGGGCAGCACCAUAAGCCCUCGGUUACCAGUCUGUUGUUUGUUGUUACGUGUUGGCCCUUGAAUUGUCCUUAUGUUCAUUAUUAACAUCCAGUAGUGACUCCGUCCAGUACACUAACUUCUAAAGGUCCAAAGAAACCUUUAUUUUGAGCAUUUGUAAUUUGUUGUGUUCAUUUGGUCAUGCAGUGGGAGUCUGGGUGAGACUAUCAUAAUGAACAUACAUUACACACAGACUGUCACAUUCUCAGACUGAUCAAUAUAAUCUUUCUUCCACUAUAGAACAGAGUAGACUCAUCAACGCACACACACACACACACACACACACACACACAGUCCAACCUUCAGUCUGUCCCAUUGAUUUUCAGUCCAUAGAAAGUGGAUAACAGAGCUUUUAGUGUAGCCAGUAGCCAGCCCUUUCAGAGAGAUGAAGGACAUAACAUGCAUCCCAAAUGGCACCAUAUUCCCUUUAUAGUGCACUACUUUUGACCAGGGCCCAUAGGGAAUAGAAUGCUUGCUUUGAGUGCUAUGGAGGUUUGACUGCAUAUGAUAUAUUUAAGCCAUGUCCUACAUUCGGUGACACAGGGUCAUAUUUGGAUUGGAGCACUUUUAGAACGCGAGUCGUUUUACAGUACUGGAGCUGAGAGGCUGGACGGGUUGACCUAUGUGCUGGUGUGUGUGUGUGUGAGUGUGUGUGUGUGUGCGCGUGCAUGAGUGUGUGUGCGCCUAUGCACUUUGGUGUGUGUGUGUGUGUCCACUCAGUGCACUUGGUGAGAAACAGCACUGUGUGUGCCUCUUCAGAGCUUUCAUAAUACCACAUUGUAGCCUAUUUGUUGGUACAGCCAGCUAUUAACGCCAGUACACCACGUCUGUAGUGCACUAUAUACAGGAUAUGGUGCCAUUUGGGACGCACCCAGAGUGAAGAAAAUAGUGCAUAAAUCCAAUCAAUUAUUAUCCGUCUAGAUAAGAGCAAGCAACGGUUUGAAUGUUUCUGAAAGAUCAAUUUUCUCACUAGUCCUCCUCUUCCCUCUCCAGGCCAAAGGAAAGAAGCCUCUGUUUGUUCAGCUCGUCCUGGACAACAUAUGGAGUUUAUAUGACGCUGUCGUUACCAGACGGUAAGGGAUGCACAUCUCUGAUGAUGUGAUCUCUAUCUCAAAUCUUAUCAAUCUCUAUUCAGUUUUUAUUUCCUCCUUGUUUAAUGUUGAAGUGUGUAUGAAGAUGGGCGGCGCACAAUUAGUUCAGCGUCGUCCAAGGUAGGGGAGGGUUUGGCCGGCAGGGACAUCUCCCAAGUGGCACAGUGGUCUAAGGCACUGCAUCGCAGUGCUAGCUGUGCCACUAGAGAUCCUGGUUCGAAUCCAGGCUCUGUCGUAGCCGGCCGUGACCGGGAGACCCAUGGGGCGGCGCACAAUUGGCCAAGCGUCGUCCAGGGUAGGGGAGGGAAUGGCCGGCAGGGAUGUAGCUCAGUUGGUAGAGCAUGGCGUUUGCAACGCCAGGGUUGUGGGUUCGAUUCCCACGGGGGGCCAGUAUGAAAAAAAAAAUGUAUGCACUCACUAACUGUAAGUCACUCUGGAUAAGAGCGUCUGCUAAAUUACUAAAAUGUAAAAACAAUUUGGGUUCGUUUCCCACGGGGGGCCAGUAUGAUUUUUAAAAAAAAAAAAAUACAUGUAUGCAUUCACUAACUGUAAGUCGCUCUGGAUAAGAGCGUCUGCUAAAUGACCUAAAUGUAAAUGUAAGAUGAAGUGCUUUUGAGAUGUGAAUGAUGACGUACGUGUACUCUCUCUGUCUCUCUCUCUCUCUCUCCUCUCAGAGAUAAGGAGAAGACAGAGAAGAUGAUGAUGUCACUAGGUGUUAAGGUGAUGACCAGAGACUCCCGUCACUCCGACCCCAAAGUCCUCCUCUCUGCCAUCUGCAGCCAGUGGCUCCCCGUCUCACAGGCUGUACUCUGUAUCCUACCUCUGGAUGUAAGGGCGGGGGUAGGGAAGGGUGAGGUGUGUGUGUGCCUGUCUGUCUUUGUUUGUGUGUGUGUGCUUCCUUAACCCUGUGCCCCAGCCAUGGUGUGUGAUAAGCUGCCCAGUCCGUUGGACAUGACCUCUGAGAGAAUAGAGAGACUGAUGAGUGUGGGAGCACGCAGGUUCCACUCACUACCCCUGCAGACCCAGGAGCUGAAGACAGGUGAGACACACACACACAUACUCUGCAGUUGCAGAAAGGUUGGCUUGGUCUGCUGUAUGUGGGUGGUUCAGUGUGUGGGAGGAUGUGUGUGUGAGCUCUUCCAAAGCCCACCUGGCAUGUUCUGCUUUUAUUACCAAGGUGUUUCUGUUUCCUCUGAAGGUGUUAGUUUAGGAGACCUGCUAGUCAUUUCCUCCCUCCACCCAGCCCCAGUUCAAGGCUUUCUUCUUUCACAGACCGCCUGGCUAUGGAGAGGAGAGUUGGCAGGUGUUUUCUCUUUCCAGCUCUCACCUCAUGUUAACGAGAUCAGUGUUGCGUUGAAUGCACAAAACAGAGGGAACAUUUUUAACAAAAUCAAAAAAUGGAUACGUUCAGGUAGUACCGAUCACAGUACCUCCAGAUUUGACAACCUUGUUUAAUAGCUAAUCAAUGAUAUUCAUAGAUCAAUAAAUUGCCAGGGAAGCUGUUUGGUGUCUUCACUUGGAAACAAACAGAAGCAAAAUGGGCCAAAACCGGGAGGGUUCUACCUAAAUUUGUCCAAUAAGAAAGACGUUUUUUCGUUGCAAAACGUUUUGUUACGUUGUGCACUACUGAACAUGUCCUAGGUGAGAGGCAAUGUUUGAACAUGUUAAUGACAUAAUCUCUAUAGUAUCUGGGUGGGUAAGGAGUCAUACAGUAUCUCUGUUGAGAACAGAGACUUUCUUCCAUUUAAAAAUCACAUUUAAGCAAGAAUGGAAUCUAUAUUUCGGUCAAAACUUACUUUGAGUCAAAUAAACUGUUUAAUCCUAUAUUUUACUCAGAGCAUGUGCUGUAGUUUCUGUAUACAGUGGUACUUGGUUCUCUUAUUGCAUUCUAACUAUAUGCUCAGUAGCCUUGUCCUGUGUGUCCCCAGCCUUCAUGCAGUGUUCCAGUGAUGACACAGCCCCUGUCAUUGUGUUUGUGUCCAAGAUGUUUACAGUGGAUGCCAAGGCCCUGCCUCAGAACAAACAGAGGUAAGUGUGCGCGCAUGUGUGUAUGCGUGUCUCUCUGCAGUUGUGUGUCGAUUCAGAAUACACACAGCAGACCCUAGACAUCAUGCAAAGGUACAGAAGGUGAGUGUGACUCUGUAGUACUGACAC